GGUGAUGUGUGUCUAAGGAAGGCUUUUUCAACUAGUAGGAUGCUUGUCUGCUCUUGCGGCCACCCAACUACUGAAGAGCUCCAAGUCUAGUGCUCCGCCUUCCCCUGGGACCAUUUCUGAGUGUAGGUGCACACCUAUGCCUCUGCGUGCCUGCAGGUGUGUGCUGCUGAGGGACUCCGCUUGGGAUCAGGGUACCCUGUAGUGAAUUAUGGGUGCUGCAGAGCCUGGAGCAAGAUUAUGACCGAGCUCGGGGGCGGAGUGGAUUAUUUUGUGAGUGUUCUGGCUGCCAGCCAUUGCUCUGGUGGGGAAAAAUCACAUCUCCAUAUAGCUCUCAAAUCACCUGGAUUCUUGGGGAGUGGAAACUGAUCCUCUGCAACUGCUUCUGCUGAUUUUCCCUGCAAAAUGGCUCACGCUGCUGCUUCUAUUAAAAAAGUUCGAGAGGCUGAACUGGAUGAAAAGGAAAAAAAUCUGGAGAGAGAGAGAAAAAAACAACGGAAAAUCCCCAGAGAACGUAUGGAAAGGAAAAGAAAGUCUGACAGCAAUGCAAGCUUCCUGCGUGCUGCCAGAGCAGGCAACCUGGACAAAGUCGUGGAGUAUCUGAAGGGGGGCAUCGACAUCAAUACCUGCAACCAGAAUGGACUCAACGCUCUCCAUCUGGCUGCCAAGGAAGGCCACGUGGGGUUGGUUCAGGAGCUGCUGGGACGAGGGUCCUCGGUGGAUUCUGCCACUAAGAAAGGAAAUACUGCUCUUCACAUUGCAUCUUUGGCCGGACAAGCAGAAGUUGUCAAAGUUCUUGUUAAGGAAGGAGCCAAUAUUAAUGCACAGUCUCAGAAUGGCUUCACACCUUUAUACAUGGCUGCCCAGGAGAAUCACAUUGAUGUUGUAAAAUAUUUGCUGGAAAAUGGAGCUAAUCAGAGCACUGCUACAGAGGAUGGCUUUACUCCUCUAGCUGUGGCCCUCCAGCAAGGACACAACCAGGCAGUGGCCAUCCUCUUGGAGAACGACACCAAAGGCAAAGUAAGGCUGCCAGCUCUGCACAUUGCAGCUAGGAAAGACGACACCAAAUCUGCCGCACUCUUGCUUCAGAAUGACCACAAUGCUGACGUCCAAUCCAAGAUGAUGGUGAAUAGGACAACCGAGAGUGGUUUCACUCCUCUGCACAUAGCUGCGCACUAUGGAAAUGUCAAUGUGGCAACUCUUCUUCUGAACCGGGGAGCUGCUGUGGACUUCACAGCCAGGAAUGGAAUCACUCCUCUGCAUGUGGCUUCCAAAAGGGGAAACACAAACAUGGUGAAGCUCUUACUGGAUCGAGGAGGUCAGAUCGAUGCCAAAACUAGGGAUGGAUUGACUCCACUUCACUGUGCUGCUCGAAGUGGACAUGACCAAGUGGUGGAACUUUUGUUGGAACGGGGUGCUCCCUUGCUGGCGAGGACGAAGAAUGGACUGUCUCCACUUCACAUGGCUGCACAGGGAGACCACGUGGAAUGUGUGAAGCAUCUGCUACAGCACAAAGCACCUGUAGACGACGUCACCCUUGACUACCUGACAGCCCUCCACGUUGCUGCACACUGUGGCCACUACCGUGUAACCAAGCUCCUCCUGGACAAGAGAGCCAACCCCAACGCCAGAGCCCUGAAUGGUUUUACUCCACUGCACAUUGCCUGCAAGAAAAACCGCAUCAAAGUCAUGGAACUGCUGGUGAAAUAUGGGGCUUCAAUCCAAGCUAUAACAGAGUCUGGCCUCACACCAAUACAUGUGGCUGCCUUCAUGGGCCACUUGAACAUUGUCCUCCUUCUGCUGCAGAACGGAGCCUCUCCAGAUGUCACUAACAUUCGUGGGGAGACGGCACUGCACAUGGCGGCCCGGGCAGGGCAGGUGGAAGUGGUCCGAUGCCUCCUGAGAAAUGGUGCCCUUGUCGAUGCCAGAGCCAGGGAGGAACAGACACCUUUACAUAUUGCUUCUCGCCUGGGUAAGACAGAAAUUGUCCAGCUACUUCUGCAACAUAUGGCUCAUCCAGAUGCGGCCACUACUAAUGGGUACACGCCACUGCACAUCUCUGCCCGGGAAGGCCAGGUGGAUGUGGCAUCUGUCCUCUUGGAGGCAGGAGCAGUGCACUCCUUAGCUACCAAGAAGGGUUUUACUCCCCUGCAUGUAGCAGCCAAGUAUGGAAGCCUGGAUGUGGCAAAACUUCUCUUGCAACGCCGUGCUGCCGCAGAUUCUGCAGGGAAGAAUGGCCUUACCCCGCUCCAUGUUGCUGCUCACUAUGACAACCAGAAGGUGGCGCUGCUGUUACUGGAGAAGGGUGCUUCCCCUCAUGCCACUGCCAAGAAUGGCUAUACCCCUUUACAUAUUGCUGCCAAGAAGAAUCAGAUGCAGAUAGCGUCCACACUCCUCAACUAUGGAGCAGAGACUAAUAUUGUCACAAAGCAAGGAGUAACUCCACUUCAUCUGGCCUCACAGGAGGGGCACACGGAUAUGGUCACUUUGCUUUUGGAUAAGGGAGCCAAUAUCCACAUGUCAACCAAGAGUGGACUCACCUCCUUACACCUUGCAGCUCAAGAAGAUAAAGUAAAUGUUGCUGAAAUUCUCACUAAGCAUGGGGCCGACCAGGAUGCUCAUACAAAGCUUGGUUAUACUCCUUUAAUUGUGGCCUGUCACUAUGGAAAUGUGAAAAUGGUCAACUUUCUUCUGAAGCAGGGAGCAAAUGUUAAUGCAAAAACCAAGAAUGGCUAUACACCUUUGCACCAGGCUGCCCAGCAGGGCCACACGCACAUCAUCAAUGUCCUGCUCCAGCACGGGGCCAAGCCCAACGCCACUACUGCGAAUGGUAACACUGCCUUGGCGAUUGCUAAGCGUCUGGGCUACAUCUCCGUGGUCGACACCCUGAAGGUUGUGACCGAGGAGGUCACCACCACCACCACGACCAUCACAGAGAAACACAAGUUAAAUGUUCCUGAAACGAUGACUGAGGUUCUUGAUGUUUCUGAUGAAGAGGCUCUUAAACAGUUUGGUGACCACUUUGUUGAUGAGGAAGCACUUAGUGAUUCAGGAGAUGACACCAUGACAGGUGAUGGGGGAGAAUACCUAAGACCUGAGGAUCUCAAAGAACUGGGCGAUGACUCCCUACCCAGCAGUCAAUUCCUGGACGGCAUGAAUUACCUGCGAUACAGCUUGGAGGGGGGACGAUCUGACAGCCUUCGAUCCUUCAGUUCCGACAGGUCUCACACUCUGAGCCAUGCAUCCUACCUGAGGGACAGUGCCAUGAUCGAUGACACAGUUGUGAUCCCCAGUCACCAGGUGUCAACCCUAGCCAAGGAGGCAGAAAGGAAUUCUUAUCGUCUAAGCUGGGGCACUGAGAAUUUAGACAACGUGGCUCUUUCUUCCAGCCCUAUUCAUUCAGGCCGCACCUCUCCAUGUCUUGAUCGUGACAACAGCAGUUUCUUGGUUAGUUUUAUGGUGGAUGCCCGAGGUGGGGCUAUGCGAGGAUGCAGACACAACGGGCUCCGAAUCAUUAUCCCACCUCGGAAAUGUACUGCCCCAACACGAGUCACCUGCCGGCUGGUCAAACGCCACAGACUGGCAACAAUGCCUCCAAUGGUGGAAGGAGAAGGCCUGGCCAGCCGCCUGAUCGAAGUUGGACCUUCUGGUGCUCAGUUCCUUGGUAAACUUCACCUGCCAACGGCUCCUCCCCCACUUAAUGAGGGAGAAAGUUUGGUCAGCCGCAUCCUUCAGCUGGGGCCUCCUGGAACCAAAUUCCUUGGGCCUGUGAUCGUGGAGAUCCCCCACUUUGCGGCCCUUCGAGGAAAGGAGAGGGAACUGGUGGUCCUGCGCAGUGAGAAUGGGGACAGCUGGAAAGAGCAUUUCUGUGAAUAUACCGAAGAUGAACUGAAUGAAAUCCUUAACGGCAUGGAUGAAGUGCUGGAUAGCCCAGAAGACUUAGAAAAGAAGCGAAUCUGCCGCAUCAUCACCCGCGACUUCCCACAGUACUUUGCAGUAGUGUCUCGCAUCAAGCAGGACAGUAACCUGAUUGGCCCAGAGGGUGGCGUGCUGAGCAGCACCGUGGUGCCCCAGGUGCAGGCUGUCUUCCCAGAGGGAGCACUAACCAAGCGGAUCCGUGUAGGUCUACAGGCUCAACCUAUGCACAGUGAGCUGGUUAAGAAGAUCCUUGGCAACAAAGCUACCUUCAGCCCUAUAGUCACUUUGGAACCUAGAAGAAGAAAAUUCCACAAGCCAAUAACCAUGACCAUUCCUGUCCCCAAAGCUUCCAGUGAUGUCAUGCUGAAUGGUUUUGGGGGAGAUGCACCAACCUUACGAUUACUAUGCAGCAUAACAGGUGGAACCACCCCUGCACAAUGGGAAGACAUUACAGGAACCACACCCCUAACAUUUGUCAAUGAAUGUGUUUCCUUUACAACCAAUGUGUCUGCCAGAUUCUGGCUGAUAGAUUGUCGGCAGAUACAGGAAUCCGUUACCUUUGCAUCACAAGUAUACAGAGAAAUUAUCUGUGUACCUUAUAUGGCCAAAUUUGUAGUGUUUGCCAAAUCACAUGACCCCAUUGAAGCCAGAUUGAGAUGUUUCUGCAUGACUGAUGAUAAAGUGGAUAAGACCCUUGAACAACAAGAAAACUUUGCUGAGGUGGCCAGAAGUAGAGAUGUGGAGGUAUUAGAAGGAAAACCCAUCUAUGUUGAUUGCUUUGGCAACCUGGUGCCAUUAACCAAGAGUGGCCAACACCACAUAUUCAGUUUUUUUGCCUUUAAAGAAAACAGACUUCCUCUCUUUGUCAAGGUACGCGAUACAACUCAGGAACCUUGCGGACGACUAUCAUUUAUGAAGGAGCCUAAAUCCACAAGAGGCCUGGUGCAUCAAGCUAUCUGCAACUUAAACAUCACGCUGCCAAUUUAUACAAAGGAGUCGGAAUCAGACCAAGAGCAGGAGGAAGAGAUCGAUAUGACAUCCGAAAAAAAUGAUGAGACAGAAUCUACAGAAACAUCUGUCCUGAAAAGUCACCUGGUUAAUGAAGUUCCUGUCCUAGCCAGUCCGGAUUUACUCUCUGAAGUUUCUGAGAUGAAACAAGAUCUGAUCAAAAUGACCGCCAUCUUGACCACAGAUGUGUCUGAUAAGGCAGGUUCUAUUAAAGUGAAGGAGCUGGUGAAGGCUGCGGAGGAAGAGCCAGGAGAACCUUUUGAAAUUGUUGAAAGAGUUAAAGAGGACUUAGAGAAAGUGAAUGAAAUCCUGAGAAGUGGAACCUGCGCAAGAGAUGAAGGCAGUGUGCAGAGCGCUCAGUCUGAGAAAGAACUAGUGGAGGAAGGAUGGGUUAUUGUCAGUGAUGAGGAAAUAGAAGAGGCCAAACGAAAAGCACCUUUAGAAAUUACUGACUAUCCAUGUGUAGAAGUUAGAAUAGAUAAAGAGACCAAAGCCAAAGUAGAGAAAGAUGCCACUGGGCUAGUGAACUACCUUAUUGAGGACCUAAAUUCAUAUGUGUCUCCUCAUGGAGAGAAACCACAGACAGGUCAAGAUGUGGCCAGGGAGACAAGUGAGGCUCCAUCUGUUGGCAAAAGCUCUGAAAAAGAUGGAAAGGUGGUACCCCCAGAUGAGAAACAGGGCACGCAGAAACAGCACAAACCAACUCUGGGAAUUAAGAAGCCUGUGAGAAGGAAAUUAAAAGAAAAGCAGAAACAGAAAGAGGAAAGCGUACAUGUGAAUGAAGAAAAAACAGAAAUUAAAAAAUGUAGUUCGGAAGAGUCAUUAGAUGAAGACCCAGGUCUGGCCCCAGAAUCUCUUCCCACUGUGAAGGCCACCUCUCCUCUGAUAGAAGAAACUCCCAUUGGUUCCAUCAAGGAUAAAGUAAAGGCCCUUCAGAAACGAGUGGAAGAUGAACAGAAAGGUCGAAGCAAGUUGCCUAUCAGAGUCAAAGGCAAAGAGGAUGUGCCAAAAAAGACCACUCACAGGACGCAUCCAGCGGCAUCACCUUCUCUGAAGUCAGAGAGGCAUGCCCCAGCUUCACCCUCCCCUAGAACAGAGAGGCACUCUCCCUUGUCCUCCUCUUUGAAAAACGAAAGGCACACUCCAGUGUCAUCAUCUAGCAAAACCGAGAAACACUCACCUGUGUCACCCUCAGCAAAAACUGAAAGACAUUCACCUGUGUUGUCAUCAGGUAAACCUGAGAAACACUCGCCUGUAUCACCCUCAACAAAAGCUGAAAGACACUCACCUGUGUCAUCCACAAAGACAGAAAGACACCCACCUAUUUCUCCUUCCACCAAAACAGAUAAACGUCCACCUGUAUCACCUUCUGGGCGAACAGAGAAACAUCCUCCAGUGUCACCUGGGAGAACAGAAAAACGCUUGCCUGUGUCACCCUCUGGAAGAACAGAAAAGCACUCACCUGUGUCAACCACUGGGAAAACAGAGAAGCAUCUGCCUGUGUCACCUUCUGGGAAAACAGAAAAGCAGCCACCUGUUUCUCCCACCUCAAAAACAGAAAGAAUUGAGGAAACAAUGUCUGUUCGGGAGUUGAUGAAAGCUUUCCAGUCAGGUCAGGACCCAUCUAAACAUAAAACUGGACUCUUUGAGCAUAAAUCAGCAAAACAGAAACAAUCCCAAGACAAAGGUAAAGUUCGAGUAGAAAAAGAAAAGGUGCAGACAGCAACCCAGAAAGAAAUACAGAGAACAGAGAGUCAGACAAUCAAACGAGGCCAGAGAUUCCUGGUAACAGGAGCUUCUGAAUCCAAAAGAGGGGUUCGUGCUUCUUCCAUAGGAUUUAAGAGGGAGGAUGCCGUUGGAGAAAAGGAGAAAACUCCCAGUCCCAAAACACCUGAACCUGUUCAGUCAGCCCCUGAAGGAGAAAGCCAUAGAGAUAGUGAAGUUCCUAAAGAAAAAAUGGCAGAUGAGCAGGGAGACUUGGACCUCCAGAUCAGCCCAGACAGGAAAACCUCCACUGACUUUUCUGAUGUCAUUAAGCAAGAGUUAGAAGACAAUGACAAAUAUCAGCAAUUCCGGCUGAGUGAAGAGACUGAAAAGGUGCAGCUUCACUUAGACCAAGUCCUCACUAGCCCUUUUAAUACAACAUUUCCAAUAGAUUACAUGAAAGAUGAAUUCCUUCCAGCUCUGUCUUUGCAGAGUGGUGCUUUGGAUGCCAGUUCUGAAAGCCUAAAGCAUGAAGGGAUAGCAGGCUCUCCGUGUGGCAGCCUGAUGGAGGGGACCCCUCAGAUUAGUUCAGAAGAGAGCUAUAAGCAUGAGGGCCUAGCAGAGACCCCUGAGACCAGCCCAGAGAGCCUUUCUUUCUCACCAAAGAAAAGUGAGGCACAAAUUGGGGAAACAAAGGAAACCAACAAGUUAGACACACCCCCAGAAACACAUUCAGGAAAAGAACAUCACACAACCAAAGACAUUACUGAUGGUUCUGAAGAACAAGGUGCUGUAGUCACUGAGGACUCAGAGCCCUCUCCUGAGUGCAUGCAGAAGAUGACCACCCAAGACCCUUCCAAAGACAUAUGCCUCAAACAAGAAGGUGAUUGUCCUGGCAGCUCUAAUGAUUUAGCAAAAGAAACACCCAAGACAUUGACUGAAGGCGCAUCCUGUGAUGAAAGUCAGCUUACAUUUGAUAGUUCAGCUCACAAGACACAAACUGAUUGUGAAACUCAGGAAUCUACAAUCACCUCAGAUGAGACAAAGUCCUCACCUUUGACUGAUGCAUCUGUAAAGACAGACACAGGAAUUGCAUCAAAGCCCCAGGGAGGCGUUAGAAGUCCCCAAGGAUUAGAACUUGCACUCCCUAGCCGUGAUAGUGAAGUCCUCAGUCCAAUGGCUGAUGAAUCAUUAGCAGUAAGCCACAAAGACUCUCUGGAAGCCAGCCCUGUUCUGGAAGAUAACUCCUCACACAAGACUCCUGAUUCUCUGGAGCCAAGUCCUCUGAAAGAAUCCCCUUGUCGGGAUUCUCUUGAAAGCAGCCCUGUUGAACCAAAGAUGAAGGCAGGAAUUCUUCCAAGUCACUUUCCUCUUCCUUCAGCUGUUGCCAAAACAGAACUUAUUACAGAAGUGGCCUCCAUGAGGUCCCGGCUGCUCCGAGACCCUGACGGCAGUGCUGAAGAUGACAGUCUUGAGCAGACAUCACUCAUGGAAAGCUCAGGGAAGAGCCCUCUUUCUCCUGACACCCCCAGCUCUGAAGAAGUUAGCUAUGAAGUCACACCCAAAACUACAGAUACAAGCAUACCAAAACCAGCUGUGAUUCAUGAAUGUGCAGAGGAGGAUGACUCAGAAAAUGGGGAGAAAAAGAGGUUCACACCUGAAGAGGAAAUGUUCAAAAUGGUAACCAAAAUUAAAAUGUUUGAUGAACUUGAACAAGAAGCAAAGCAGAAAAGGGAUUACAAAAAAGAACCCAAGCAAGAGGAAUCUUCCUCAUCCUCUGACCCAGAUGCAGACUGUUCAGCAGAUGUGGAUGAACCAAAACAGAUGGAGAACAUGGCAGGUGAAAGUGAUGUCCCUGUGUUGGUGACUUCAGAGAGCAGAAAGUCUUCUUCCUCUUCAGAAAGUGAACCUGAAUUGACACAACUGAAGAAAGGUGCUGACUCUGGCCUUUUACCAGAACCAGUUAUUCGAGUGCAGCCGCCUUCCCCACUCCCAUCCAGCAUAGACUCCAAUUCCAGUCCAGAAGAGGUACAGUUCCAGCCUAUAGUUUCUAAACAAUAUACUUUCAAGAUGAAUGAAGAUACUCAGGAAGAGCCAGGUAAUUCAGAAGAAGAAAAAGAUUGUGAAUCCCAUUUAGCAGAAGACAGUCACACUAUUUCUACUGACAGUGCAGAUAGGGCUUAUGAUGAUCUAAGCAGAGACAGUGAUCAACCAAAAGUCUGUGACGGCCAUGGGUGUAAGGCUGUGAGUCCUAGCUCCUCAACCGUCCCCAUCUCUUCAGGUCUCCAGAGUUCUGGUGAUGAUGUUGAUGAGCAGUUAGUCAUCCAUAAGGAAUCAUUAGCUUCUCAAGACACUCAUGAAAAUGACACAGGAGAAGAGCUUGAUGUUCCUGGAGUAGAAUCUCCACAGGUAGAAUGCCCCAGUGAAAACUCUUCUUUGUCCUCUGUGCCUCAUUGUCCAGUAUCCGAAGGAAAGGAAUUAGAUGAUAACAUAUCCCCCACAUCCUCUACAACAAAAGUGGAGGUCACAAAAGCUGCUGAAACAUUAGAGAAUAAACCAAAGGAUUGUUCCACUCAAGAUUCAUCUAUUACCACUCAAACUGAUGGGUUUUCCAUGGACAUUCCAGUGUCUGACCUAGCUGAGACUGGUGAAAUCUAUGAUCCACAUGUUAUAAGCCCUUAUGAAAAUGUUCCUACCCAAUCUUUUUUCUCUAGUGAAGAAAGCAAAACCCAAACAGAUGCAAGUCACACCUCAAGUUAUCACUCUUCUGAAGUAUAUUCUGUUACUACAUCCUCUGUUGAAGAUGUACUAGUAACUAGCUCCUCAAGUACAACUGUUUCAAGCAAAGAAUCUAAUUUUGAGGGACAGAACCUAGAAAUAGUAUCUAGAGAAGAAAGUACCUUGUGGGAAAUGCAAUCAGAUAGAGCCUCAUCUUUAGAGCCUGGUGUACCAAGUACACCACCAGUCAUCAGUGAGCAAGUAAGCAAAGUCAUCAUCACAAAAACUGAUGUGGAUUCUGACUCCUGGAGUGAAAUUCGUGAAGAUGAUGAAGCCUUUGAAGCUCGAGUGAAAGAGGAAGAACAGAAGAUAUUUGGCUUAAUGGUGGACAGACAAUCUCAGGGUACCACCCCUGAUACCACUCCUGCUAGGACCCCAACCGAAGAGGGAACCCCAACAAGUGAGCAAAAUCCAUUUCUCUUUCAGGAAGGAAAACUUUUUGAGAUGACCCGAAGUGGUGCCAUUGAUAUGACCAAAAGGUCCUAUGCAGAUGAAAGUUUUCACUUUUUCCAAAUUGGACAAGAAUCCAGGGACGAGACUCUCCCUGAAGACAUUAAAGAAGGGGUCAUUGGAGCUGAGCCCCAACAGCUGGAGUCAACAGCUGAGUCACUAGCACCUUCUGAAUCAAAAGAAACGUUGGAUGAUGAAGGAGAAUUACUUCCAGAUGACUUGAGUGAGGAAGUAGAGGAAAUACCUGCUUCAGAUGCUCACUUUAACUCCCAAAUGGGAAUUUCAGUUGGCACUGAAACAUCCACAAAAGAGGCCAUCGCUACAGAGGCUGAGGACCUCCCCACCAUGCAAACGGGCGAUACACCUUCUCUGUCCGAUGGGAAGCAGGUACCUUGUUCUGACUCCCCAGAACCAGUUGUACAAGUUCAGUUAGAUUUUUCCACUGUCACCAGGUCUGUAUAUUUAGAUAGGGAUGAGGAUUCUCCCGAUUCUUCCCCAGAGGAACAGAAAUCAGUGAUUGAAAUCCCAACUGCACCCAUGGAGAAUGUGCCUUCUACUGAAAGCAAAUCCAAAAUUCCUGUAAGGACUAUCCCCACUUCAACCCCAGCACCUCCAUCUGCAGAGGAUGAGAGUACAUUUUCUGAAGACGUUCUAUCUAGCCUGGAUGAGGAAAGUAAGGAAGAUGAAGCAAAACCAAAGUCCAAAAUCCCCAUCAAAUCACCCAUCCAAAGAGUCGAGCAGCCGCUCUCACACCCAGACCCAUCUCUCCAGCAGACAGUUGCUCCUCAGGGACAGGACAUAACAGGCAGAGCACCAGAAAGUAGAAGCAAAUCCGAAUCUGAUGUUAGUCCUGUGGACUCAGUGACCAAAUGCCCAGUGAAGGCCAGAAGUGACACUGAGUCAGAAACAGAGAGCAGAGAGGGGGCAGAGGAGCUUGAGUUAGACUCAGAAGAAGGGGCCACAAGACCAAAGAUAUUUGCAUCCCGAUUGCCAGUUAAGAGCAGAAGCACCACAUCUUCCUGCAGGGGGGGUAUGAGCCCCACAAAAGAAAGUAAGGAGCAUUUCUUUGACCUUUACAGAAACUCCAUAGAAUUCUUUGAGGAGAUUAGCGACGAGGCUUCCAAAUUAGUGGAUAGACUUACACAGUCAGAAAGGGAGCAGGAAUUAGUUUCAGAUGAUGAAAGUAGUAGUGCCCUGGAAGUUUCAGUUAUUGAGAAUCUGCCACCUGUUGAGACCGAGCACUCAGUUCCUGAGGACAUCUUUGACACAAGGCCCAUUUGGGAUGAGUCCAUUGAGACUCUGAUUGAACGCAUCCCUGAUGAAAAUGGCCAUGACCAUGCUGAAGAUCCACAGGAUGAGCAGGAACGGAUCGAGGAGAGGCUGGCUUACAUUGCUGAUCACCUUGGUUUCAGCUGGACAGAACUAGCAAGAGAAUUGGAUUUCACUGAGGAGCAAAUUCAUCAAAUUCGAAUUGAGAACCCCAACUCCCUUCAGGACCAGAGUCAUGCACUGUUGAAGUACUGGUUGGAAAGGGACGGGAAACAUGCUACAGAUACCAACCUCAUUGAAUGUCUUACCAAGAUCAACCGAAUGGAUAUUGUUCACCUCAUGGAGACCAGUACAGAACCUCUGCAGGAGCGCAUCAGUCAUAGUUAUGCAGAGAUUGAACAGACCAUUACACUGGACCAUAGUGAAGGUUUCUCAGUACUUCAAGAGGAGCUCUGCACUGCCCAGCAUAAGCAGAAAGAGGAGCAAUCUGUUUCUAAGGAGAACGAGUCCAGUGACCACCCUCCCAUUGUCUCCGAGGAAGACAUUUCUGUUGGUUAUUCCACUUUUCAGGAUGGUGUCCCCAAAACCGAGGUUGACAGUUCAGAAACAGUACUUUCUUCCCAAACAUAUAAGGAACAAGUUCAACAAGAAUUCUCAGGGAAAAUGCAAGACCUGCCCGAAGAUAAGCAGGAAUACUUUGUGACCACCCCAGGUACAGAAGGGUCAGAGACUCACAAGGCCAUGGCAGUGCCUGGCUCUCCCAGCAAGACUCCUGAGGAGAUUAGCACCCCUCCUGAGGAGGAGAGGCAGUACCUCCAGACCCCAACAUCCAGUGAGCGGGGAGGUUCUCCCAUUGUGCAAGAACCCGAAGAGCUCCCAGAACCCCGGGAGGAGAGUUCCCCACGGAAAACCAGCCUAGUGAUAGUGGAGUCUGCUGAGGACCAGGCACAGACUUUGGAGAGACUCGAUGGAGAUGCAGCUUUUGACAAGGAGCUAACAGAGGAAUUAGGUGAGCUGGAGGCCAGCUCUGAUGAGGAGGCGAUGGUAACCACCAGGGUUGUCCGCCGGCGAGUCAUUAUUCAGGGAGAUGAUAUGCCUGACAUCCCCCCGGAAACAGUCACAGAAGAAGAAUAUGUUGAUGAGCAUGGACACACGGUGGUGAAGAAGGUUACUAGGAAAAUCAUUAGGCGGUACGUAUCUUCGGAUGGCACAGAGAAGGAAGAGAUUACGAUGCAGGGGAUGCCACAGGAACCUGUCACCAUCGAGGAAGGGGACGGCUAUUCCAAAGUCAUAAAGCGUGUUGUAUUGAAGAGUGACAUCGAGCAGUCAGAGGUCACUUUAUCUGAACCCAGCAUUUUGUCCAGUACCUCACAAUUUCAGGCUGAACCAGUAGAAGGCCGUAGAGUCAGCAAAGUUGUUAAAACAACUAUGGUACGUGGAGAAAGGAUGGAGAAACAUCUGGGUGAUUCUAGUUUAGCCACUGAUCUUCCUUCAGCCAAAGAUGACUUUGAAGAGGCUUUGAGUUACACAGGUAGCCACAUGAAAGUCCACUUUCCCAGUUUAGUAGAGAAUGAAAUACUGAAAGAGGAUGGAUCAAUAAUUAAAAGGACAACCAUGAGUAAAGCCAGCACACAGAAGAGGGCUGUGGUGAAGGACCAGCAUGGAAAACGCAUAGACUUGGAGCACCUGGAGGAUGUACCAGAAGCAUUAGACCAGGACGACCUCCAGCGCGACCUCCAGCAACUCCUUCGGCAUUUCUGCAAGGAGGACUUGAAGCAAGAGGCCAAAUGAGGGGCUGCCCAAUUUUCACACCAGAAACCACACAUUCACUCAAUAUGCAACUUCCCAUUUCCUUAGAGGAGUGACCUAUCUGGCCUAAUUAAUGGGAUCCCCUGACAUUUCCACUGUUAGCAAAUAUACAGCCUUUUGUUUAGUUUUUCCCCAUCCUCUUUAACUAUAAGCUAAUUUGUGACCAAAGAUAGCAUCCUUCAUUCUGGAUGCUGUAUCCACUACUUUGUGUGUCUGUGCUAACCUGGGAACUGGCCGCCUCCAUUCUUCUUUGCUUCUGCACAACCUCCAUGAAAAUCCAUUGAUCAGAAGAACUUCACCUAUAGACCUCUUCAAGUGACAAUGCAGAGGAAUCCUUCCAAGGGAUAUCCAUGUACAAUGUAUAUAGCUAAAAUGCUCAGAUGAACACCAUAUUAAAAUUAAAACCACUGCCUAUCAUAACCACACUGGGCAUCAUGGAAUAAAAGGCCUCUAGAAAAUGAACAAUGGUUAAUUGAGAUAUUGCUAACACAAUCGAAUGAUAAUCCAGUUCUAUUGCAAAGGAAGCACUUCAGACCUAUCAUGUCCUUAGAACUUGCAGAAUAGCCAUUGCUCCUAGUUAAAGAUGGGUUAAUCAUCUUGAAGAACUGUGCUAAGAAGUUAUUGCUGGUGCUGGCCAGCCAUACUUUAUGACUCUCCCAACAGCCAUUCUGAGAGAGUGGAAGGAAGGAGCAAAAGGUGAAGAGAUUCAAACAAUGAGGUAUUCAGUUGCUAGAAGCUACCUCUGGUGGCAUUCUAGCAUCUUCAGGUCUUUUAGAUUUUGGACACGUUGGCAGGGUAUUUUAAAAGCUAUAACUACUGUAGUUUUCCAGUUUUCAUUGCUGCUUUAGCAAACCACGCUGUCUUACCGGUGGUACUUUCUUCUGGCCACUGCACUGUAGAUACUCCAUUGGAAACAAGAUUUACCCACUACACAAAAGAUUAAAACUCCUUCACCUUGUUGGAGUGGUUUCUUUUUUUCCGUUUUUUCUCCAGGUUUAUAUCUCUCUAAUACCUGCAUGUGGCAUUGAAAAAUCAAAACCACAGUCAAAACCCCUCUUCUAAUCACGUUAAUGGUUUUCUUUCCUUUUGCCCUGAGUGAGCACUUUUGAUUUUCCAGCUAGGUCUGUUUUUCAGCUUGCAGACAAGAUUGAGAAAUCCUUUGAAAAUUUGGUUUUAGUUAAAAUUUUUGGUUUAUUUAUUUGAAAUUCAAACUCCCUUGGAAACUCUUAAGUGCAUUUGUGCACUUUACUAUUUGUUUGUUUCAAAGAAGGGACUGUAACAACCUGAGUGAUUUCCAUGUCCUAUUUCUUAUUCCUCUAGUGGUUGAAGCUGUGUAGCAUUUUAACAUAUAUAUAUAUUCACAAAUAUAUUCAUAUAAACAGUAUACAUUUUGAAUCAGUUAUUUGUUAAAGAAAAGUAUAUUCAAUGAAGAUGAAAUUUAAAAAAAAAAAAAGAGUCUAUCCUCCAGGGAUUGAGCUUUCUCCAAUUCUAUCUGGUCUUUUCCUGUUGUGCAAAAAAUGACUCAUUGCUCCGAAUGUCAAAAACAAAUGUGACAAACAAUGGCACUUCAUCAUUUAAAGUAACGUUGCCAAUGGAGAAAAUUUCCUGGGAGGGAGGUUUCCCAUCAGCCAAAUCUCCUAAGCCUCAAAUGCUAGCACUUUUUGGCAGUUGGAUAGGAAAUAAAGCAUUCUUUGGCAGCCAAAAGGAGAAAGGCCCAUGUCGAAACUUUUUGAUACACGCCAUGGCCUUCUUGUCAAAACCUUCACUGGAGCUCAAGAAAAGCAUUUCUGUUGUAUUAUUUGCAGUGCAGAUGGUGUCUGUGUAACAACAUAAUGGUUAAUCACCUUCUUUUGAUUUUGAUUUUGCUGUGUUAUCAAAAAACUUGAAUACUGUGAGAAGAAGUGAAUUUUCAGUUGAUGAAUCAGCAUCUUGUUCCCAUGGUGAUAACACUAAUUGAAUAUAUCUAUGAGGGCAUGUAUUAGUUAAUGGAAAAAAAUACAACACUAACAAUACAUAGCUGCAAUGUUGUACAAUGGCUGAUUUAAUUAAAUAAAAUGUACAAGUGUUAAAUGUG
Sciurus carolinensis (gray squirrel) is the source of this 15007-nucleotide messenger RNA. RefSeq names its product ankyrin 2 (gene Ank2). The transcript is spliced from 51 exons. Gene Ontology annotation, molecular function: protein binding. Gene Ontology annotation, cellular component: T-tubule. The record is from RefSeq and is a predicted model, not a curated record. NCBI's taxonomy places the organism in Eukaryota, Metazoa, Chordata, Mammalia, Rodentia, Sciuridae. Gene Ontology annotation, biological process: regulation of cardiac muscle contraction; signal transduction; protein localization to T-tubule. The coding region runs from base 403 to 12915 and encodes 4170 amino acids.